AAGAGCCCAGAGCAGCACCGUUGGAGCUGUGGGAGCAGGGCCAUGGAACAGUACUUCUCAGCCACCCAGAAGAUGGAGCAGGAGGUGAUGUUCCCCAGCCUGCUCCGAGGAGUCUUCCCGCAGGAGAAGGGCUCGGCCUCAGCCCCAGAAGGCAACACAGACCUGUAUGAGCGCUACCAGCAGCUCAAAGCCAUCAAGCCCAUGGUGGAGAAGGGCCUGGCCUCUGUCACCGACCAGAGCCAGAGCAGUGCUGACGCUGACACCAACACCUCCUCAGAUGACAGUGACACUAUGGAUGCUGAGCUGGAGGAGCGCCUGUCCCACCACUUGGCCGGCUUGCAGCAGGUCCUCACCCACCUCACCAGGGACACCAAUGCCCUCACCCGGAGGUACAGCCAGAUCCUGGAGCAGAUCAGCCCCAGCGAGGGGCAGCCCAGCUGGUGACCCUGCCCUGGCAACCAGGAUGGGUGCUGGUGGCAUGCAGAAGAGGACAUCCCCGUGACUGACCAUCGCAGGCUCUUCCCCAGCUCCACUCACCCUCCUGGGGCCAUGGCAGCUGAUGUCCUGCGCUGGCACCGCACAGCAGCGACAGUCGCAGCCACCAGAGAACCAGGUGGUGCCUUAUGCUCACAGGAAGAAGCAUCUGGUCAUGCUGAGGUCCCUCAGGAGAGCCACAUGCCCUGUGCCAUCUUCUUUAUUUUCAAAGAGCAGCACUGAAGGCGGCGCCGUUGUGUGGUGGCCCUGAACUCCCCUGGUCCCCUGCGACUGCCAAGCCCUUGUCCAGCUGGUACCUGGACUCGAAGGGACACCUUCCCCAGCCUUUGCUAAUAAAACAACUUCU
This is a messenger RNA of Indicator indicator, 841 nucleotides long. RefSeq names its product thyroid hormone-inducible hepatic protein-like. The record is from RefSeq and is a predicted model, not a curated record. The coding region runs from base 43 to 444 and encodes 133 amino acids. Gene Ontology annotation, biological process: regulation of lipid biosynthetic process. Lineage: Eukaryota; Metazoa; Chordata; Aves; Piciformes; Indicatoridae. The transcript has 2 exons. Gene Ontology annotation, cellular component: cytosol.